UAUCGAUUCAUGUAUUGCCAACAAGAGCUCAGUUUACGUCAGAGUCCAGGCUCGGUAAGGGUUGCCAGAUACGUCUUGUGCGUAGUGGUGUAUUGAAGUGACCAUAUUGUAGGAAAAAUGAGCCGCAUCAUCACAGAAAAAGGUACCAUCUGCAUCCAGCCCGGAUGGAAACCAAGUACCAUAGCAAAAGACCAAGUAAGAGACAUGAUGUUAGCUACGGCGAGCUAUCAACUAGCCCUCAAUGGAGAUGAUGAAAUGUUGAUAGAACACACACAGCCCAUCAAGAAGAGGAAAAGACUCACAGAUUUAUCUUUUGAAGAAAAACUGAGGAGAAAGAAAUUGAAAAAUCGUGAAGCGGCUCAGAACUCUAGAGAUAAGAAGAAAGCUUAUGUUACCACCCUGGAAUCCACUGUUAAAGGUCUUGUAGACCAGAAUGAUAAAUUAAAGGAGAAGAUGAACGAGCUUUGCGAACAGAACAAACGCCUCCUGGCAGAGAACGCCCGGCUAGAGGGCCUGCUUGCUGGAGGGGUGGCUAAGACCGUAGAAGAUAGGCCCGCAGCGCCUCAGAGUCCUCUGCAGAAGGAUAUGUGUCUUGUCACUCCUCCAAUGAGCAGCCACCGUCUCUUGACUCUUCUCUGCUUGAUGAGCUUGAUUGGCUGGUUGACUCCCUCCAAGCACCAGAUCUCUCAGAGCUUCAAAAGUUUGCAGACUCUCUGUCUGAAGCAUCCCUCCACCUUCAGGAUGAGCAGUCCUGCCCAACAGAGAUUAGCGCCUUGGUGGGGCCCAAGGCAGAAGUCUUGGAACCCAAUGCCUAUAGCAGCCCAGAUAAUGUUAUUGAAGAAGAUGCUAUCAUCGUUACAGUGCCAGCAGAUGAUGUCCUCAUCGAAGAUGCUGUAGAAGAAGUGGUUACCAUAGAUACUGACGUUCAAUCUCCUGGAUCUUAUUCUACUUCCGACAGUCAUUCAGAUCUUGGCUACGAGUCGUUGGACUCUCCUGACUCUGGCCUUCAUGCCCUCUUCCCCGAACUACUAUAAUUGCUUUUUAUUUUAUUUUUUAAUUUUUAUAAUUUAUUAGAUAUAAGUUUACUGUAUAAAAUUAUAUAUUUGGCCAGUUUUUAAUUCCAUUUUAUCUAUAAGAACCGAAUAUUAUAAUAUAUUAUGCACAAAUAUAUGAUGUCAGUUAUCAAACCUA
Nezara viridula (southern green stink bug) is the source of this 1191-nucleotide messenger RNA. The record is from the annotation of a GenBank genome assembly. Lineage: Eukaryota; Metazoa; Arthropoda; Insecta; Hemiptera; Pentatomidae.